This is a messenger RNA of Trichosurus vulpecula (common brushtail), 976 nucleotides long. RefSeq names its product ephrin type-A receptor 7-like. Gene Ontology annotation, biological process: axon guidance; cell surface receptor protein tyrosine kinase signaling pathway; protein phosphorylation. Gene Ontology annotation, molecular function: protein binding; ATP binding; transmembrane-ephrin receptor activity. Lineage: Eukaryota; Metazoa; Chordata; Mammalia; Diprotodontia; Phalangeridae. Bases 38 to 976 code for a protein of 312 amino acids. Gene Ontology annotation, cellular component: neuron projection; membrane. The transcript has 3 exons. The record is from RefSeq and is a predicted model, not a curated record.
UCCGGAGGAACGGGCCUGGGACUGCGAAGAGGAAUUGAUGCUAAAAGCAAACCCAAACCCACUUCGGAACAAACGGCAUUUAAAGCUGAUCCCUUUUGAGAUAAUUAAGAUAAACCCUCAAACCUGCUCAUGCACCAUGGUUUUUCAAACUCGGUACCCUUCCUGGAUUAUUUUAUGCUACAUCUGGCUGCUCCGCUUUGCACACACGGGGGAGGCACAGGCUGCGAAAGAAGUACUUCUGCUGGACUCUAAAGCACAACAAACAGAACUGGAGUGGAUUUCCUUUCCUCCCAAUGGCUGGGAAGAAAUUAGUGGAUUGGAUGAAAACUACACACCUAUACGAACGUACCAGGUAUGCCAGGUCAUGGAACCUAACCAAAACAACUGGCUCCGGACUAACUGGAUUGCGAAAGGCAAUGCACAAAGAAUUUUUGUAGAACUGAAAUUCACCCUGAGGGAUUGUAACAGUCUUCCUGGAGUGCUGGGAACAUGCAAAGAAACUUUUAAUUUGUACUAUUAUGAAACAGACUACGACACUGGCAGGAAUAUAAGGGAAAAUUUAUAUGUAAAAAUAGACACUAUUGCUGCAGAUGAAAGUUUUACCCAGGGUGACCUUGGGGAGAGAAAAAUGAAACUUAACACAGAGGUGAGAGAGAUUGGGCCGUUGUCCAGAAAGGGAUUCUAUCUGGCCUUUCAGGAUGUUGGGGCUUGCAUUGCUUUGGUUUCGGUCAAGGUGUACUACAAGAAAUGCUGGUCCAUUAUUGAGAACUUAGCUAUCUUUCCAGACACAGUGACUGGUUCAGAGUUUUCCUCCCUAGUGGAGGUCCGAGGGACAUGUGUCAGCAGUGCAGAAGAGGAGGCAGAAAACUCUCCUAGGAUGCACUGCAGUGCAGAAGGAGAAUGGUUAGUGCCUAUUGGAAAAUGUAUCUGCAAAGCCGGUUACCAGCAAAAAGGGGACACUUGUGAACGUGAGUAA